Messenger RNA from Halichondria panicea, 1593 nucleotides. Its product is annotated as cyclic AMP-dependent transcription factor ATF-4-like. Gene Ontology annotation, cellular component: nucleus. The transcript is spliced from 3 exons. Gene Ontology annotation, molecular function: DNA-binding transcription activator activity, RNA polymerase II-specific; RNA polymerase II transcription regulatory region sequence-specific DNA binding. NCBI's taxonomy places the organism in Eukaryota, Metazoa, Porifera, Demospongiae, Suberitida, Halichondriidae. The record is from RefSeq and is a predicted model, not a curated record. The coding region runs from base 405 to 1406 and encodes 333 amino acids. Gene Ontology annotation, biological process: regulation of transcription by RNA polymerase II.
UUGCCAACAAGACAGCUAGACGCUAGAAAGUGCUUUAUAUAAGUCAAGAAACAAGAGAGCUAAAGUGAUUUCGGACUGCAUAUCCUUCAUAUCAAUUAUUGAAGACUCCAAUUAUUCCUACUGCCUUGGAACGCUCGCAUACACUAGACUGCUUACGACAUAGUGAACUACUGCAACUCAUUGAUAGCUUUAUAGUGGACUGUGCUUUGGAACCUUUCUUUACUGGAUUGUAAAGUAUGGCUUGCUAAGGGAACAAGAGUGCCACCGCACUUCGCCCAAUACAACUAUAAACUCCGUAAUCUCUUUCUUAGUCAUGGGUUCCCCCCACUCAACUGCAAAGUCCUCACUCGGACAUAAAAAGUCAAUAUUUUCUCGGAAAAGCAAAAUCGAAACGAUCUCUCAAGAUGAACACAUACCCUCUCUCACCUCUGGCCUUCGCUCCUAACCUAGUGCCUGACCUCACCCAGGACGAUUUCCUAGCCAGCUGCUUUGGAUCUGGGUUCGGCUACGAUGGCUCCCCCUCAUUCAAAGACUCUUUGCUCACCCCUCCCGACACUCUCGGCUUCCCUAAACUCUUGGGUUCUAGUGCCGGUGGUGGUGAUGAUGGUCUGAGUCUGAGCGAUUGUGGUGGAGUGUUCGACACUAGCUAUAAUGAGUUGAACUUAGACUCUGAUUGGUUGAACGAACCCAUCAACCUGCACACACCUGACUCCCAGGAUGGUGACAUCACCCUCACAACCUCCACUCCUUACACAACCCUCGUAGAUCUACCCUCUCCCUAUGCAGAUGUUACACUCCCCGUCACACCUGGCACUAGCCAUCCGCCCACUCCACUCUCCACCUCCCCCUCGUCCGAUGUAGAGGAAGUCUUAUCUCUAUUUAGUGAUCAAAGCAGCAACGACUCUUCGCGCUAUCUCCCUAGCGAAUACCUACCAUUUGGUGCAAGUCUGGGCAGCUUUGACUCCACCCCUGACUCCUCCCAGUACAAUUCUCCUGCUCUCUCCCCGGUAAAUUCUCCAUACACCUCUCAAGAUGUCUCCUACUACACACCUCAAGACUUGCCCUCCUCCCCUUUUGAAGCAACACAACUGCCUAGUAGCAAUCUUCUUGCUGAUCGAAAAAGAAAAGCUUCUGAGUCAACUGCUCCAAAGACAAAACGUCGACUAAGUCUCAGCGCAAAGAAAGAACGCAAGAAAGAGCAAAAUAAAACAGCUGCGUUGCGUUAUAGACAGAAAAAGAAGGUUGAAAAAAGUGGCUGUUUUUCAAAAGUUGAUGACCUAGAGGCCAAGAAUGCUGCACUGAAGAAAACUGUAAACACUAUAACAGCUGAGAUCAAUUAUCUGAAGAAGCUGUGGUCAGAAGUGAGCGCUGCCAAGAGUGUGAAGCAAGGACAGACUCUUUGUUAGCUAGUCUAUAGUUGUUGUUUGUUUGUUUGUUUGUGUUGUGAUUGUUUGGCAGUCUUUUUCAACUACAAUUUAUUAAUUCUUUGUCAUCAGUGUACAUUUCACCCAUUAACACUCUGUCUCCGGUCAUUGUCUUCACAUGAUGAUGUUCACUCCAUUAUGAAAAUGAGUUCUUUUUUUAACAGACAAA